This is a messenger RNA of Macadamia integrifolia, 1287 nucleotides long. RefSeq lists its product as uncharacterized. The coding region runs from base 109 to 837 and encodes 242 amino acids. The record is from RefSeq and is a predicted model, not a curated record. NCBI's taxonomy places the organism in Eukaryota, Viridiplantae, Streptophyta, Magnoliopsida, Proteales, Proteaceae. The transcript is spliced from 3 exons.
CCAUACAAAUCCAAAAAGAGUCUGCCCCUGUAUUUGCCUCUGCUCUCACUUCACUCUGUGUGCAAGUUGUUCUGUAGAAAGAAACAGAGAGAAGUUUCUGCAAGUUCGAUGAGAAAAGGGUAUCACUGUUUCAAGAUGGGCUCCUGUGUUUCAAUCGAUGAGAACCCAGAUUCUGCUAUGAAACUCGGCUUUUCUAUUGCUUCGAAGGAUGAUAAAAUACUGAUUCCUUUACCCACCGAGAAGAAAUCCGUAAACGGCGACCACUGCGCUACUGAAACGGGUUUUAAGUUUCAGUCUUCGCCGCGGGGCGCCUCUCUGACGAGUUUUAGGGACUUUGGUAGUAAGGAGGAGACCUUCUUUGAUUCUCAACCUUGGUUAGAGUCAGACUCUGAAGAUUUCUACAGUGUUAAGGGGGAUUUUACCCCAUCUUGCGGUAAUACUCCAAACCAUCAGAGCAGCUUCAGAGUAACACCUCAACAUAAUAAAUCUCUUUCAAUGGAUGGAGUUGCUGGCACCGGAGCUGAAUUGUUUCCAACUGGCAAGAAAAAGAAACUAGCUGACCUCUUCCUUGAGAGUUUUAGGCGUGAUCAGGAUGCAGACAAUCAAACAUUAGCAGUUUACCAAAGUAUAUCUAAUGAAAAACUAGAUCCUAAACCAAUCAACCUGGACCUUCCACCCAGUCCCAAAUCUACUAACGGAUCCCCAUACAUGUAUGGAUUCAAUUCCAUUUGCAGUAAUGAUAAAACUCCAGAUCAAGAUUUUAAAUCCGACAGAGAGAAAUCAGACAGGGCUGCACAAUGGUGUCUCCCAAGUUUUGUUUGUGGAAGAAGAGGUUGAUCCCUGGGCUUAGUGGGGGAAGGUAACUUCCAAUUCAGUGUAAAUGGAUAAAGCUAAUAUCCAGGAUCUCCAAAUUUUCAAAUCCCAAGUCCUCUCUCUUUCCUUUUGGCAGAGUUUUACAUUGUGCAUGAAAAGCAUGGCAUUUAUUGCCAAUUUCUCUUGAGCUUUUGAAGAUGGAUGUCUUGAUAGGAUUACAUAAUGUAUUAACUGAGAAUAAGAAUAAAACGGGGUUGAAGACUUGAGGAGGGGAACUGGAAGGAGGGAGAGAGGGGGGGGGGGGUUUGCUCUGUGCUAUAAUAGCCAGUGUAGAAGGCAUUACAGCUUUUUUGUAUGAAGCUGUUGUAUCUUUUCAAGUUGAUGUGUACUUCCCCCGUAAACGUAUUGCAGAGAGUCUUGUAAGGUAAGCAGAUAUGUGUAUAUACAGAAUGUUAUGAAAUUUCUCUUACUCUA